AUGGCAAUCAGCUUUUCACCAAGUGUUGCAGGAGCCUGGAGGGCAUGUGUGAAUGUUUUCGACAUCGUUGGCCAUUCAAAAAGGAACGGACCUGAAUUUGAGCUUUGUCGGCCGAAGCUUGAAAUUGAAAGACUUCGCCUUCUGGCUUGGGGAGAUGCUGUUGGCUUCAGAGAAUUCGAAGCCGGAUUAGGGCAAUGGGAUCCUCGUCUGCAAGAGGAUCAGAUCAAAAAGGUCGUCUUUCAGGCGCUGGGUGGUAUUCAGCAGACCUUCAAUGAUACCAAAAAGCUGCGAAGCCGCUAUGGGUUGGUCCAGGUAUCCCCGAAUGGUGACCCAGCUCCAUCUUCCGGCAUGAAAGGCUGGCUUAGCAAAGCUGGCGCCAAAGUAGGAAGAGAUCGCCAGCAGGCCGCGACUCCUGGCAAUAUGACAGUCUGGGCUGUCAAUGACAAGACCAAAUUCCAACAGAUGGUGCAGGAGAUCCGCCAAUUCAACAAUAUUCUGGUACGCCUGUUCCCAAACUUGAAUUUCAAAGAUGCUACCAAGAAAGAAAUUGGGCGAGAAUCGAACGUUCGAUUGUUGUCCCUGCUUGCUCGAGCAUCUGCAGAGCAGGAUCCCGAUAUUUCCGACAUCAUAUCUGAGCGCCUCGUCGAAUUAGGCGUAACGCAAGCCCCAGAACCAAGCCCAUCUCAAAGUGGCGGCGAACCAUCCACGGUGGUCGCAGGACCGACGAGCAAACGCAAUAGUGGUUUGUCAGGCAUUUUCGGCCAUCGCAAAACGGAGAGCAGCAUUCAAUUUCCGGGGAAGAAGCCGGCUGUUCCAAUGACCAUCGAAGCCGCUGCCGCCUCCAAAGAUCCGGAUGCGGCGCUUGAUGCUCUUGAAAAGCGUCUUGACGUAAUCAAAGUGUUCGAGGAUGACCUUGGUACAGGAGCACUCGUGGUCUCGCUCAUCGGUCCAGCGGCGUGGAGUGCCAAAACAACCGCCCACGUGAGUUGGCAAGGUAGUAAUGAGCAUGCGAGGGGCUCCCCAUUUGAAAGUCAACAGAAAGGCUUCACCAAGUCGCAGCAUGCUGCUCUCGAUGCGUACCACAAAAAGAAAUUUAUCAAAAAGCUGAAGAAGAGUCAAUACGACAAUGAUGAAGAAGAAGAUGGCGUUUUCUUCGACCCGGAAACGAGCCCGAAGUACGAGAACGUCAAUCCAGGUACAGUGACGCUAGAAGGCUUUGCGCUAGAGGUGUGGGACUACGAGGAGGUCUACGGCAUCAAGCGCGAGAAUACCUUUCUCGUGUCCACGGCCACGAUGGCAAUUCCCGCAGAACGACUGCUCCGCCGCUUGGAAGAGUUACGCACUGAGACUCAUCGCUUGGGACAGAACGUUCAAGAAGACUAUUAUGACCUUCACGACUUCCUCAAGAGCACCACGACAUGGUUAGAUCCUGCUCGACAAUUUGAUCCUGCAAACGAGCUUAGCGAGUUGUACGCAAGUCUUAACCGGGAUGACAUCUUCACUCAUUUUGUCCACCAAUCUGCCAUCUUCGUACUUUGUAUGAAUCAACAAGAGGUCUGGAAUCUUCUUCUGCAGUUUAUCCUCGGUGUCGAACUGGCCAGAAGAAUGCAGCAAUACCGCAACUCCUGGAUAUCUGGUCUCACGGCACGUGUUUUAGCCACGCUCAUUAUUAGUGAUCAAUGGAUCAAGAACGUGCGGGUUGUGCUCAAGCCUGCCCCUGUGCCCGAAGAACUCAAAAAGAUACCCAAUUCCGCAGAGGACGCAGCCAAGGCCGACGCGUACAACCUCGAAGGUGAAACGGCUAUGCAACAAGGAAAAGAUCAAGAAGCCGUGGAUUUGUUUACAAAAGCAAUUGAGAUUGGAGGUAGAAAUCUCGUCUACCUUCUCAACCGUUCUGGCGCUUAUCUGAAAUUAUCAAAGCACGCCGAGGCAUUGUACGAUGGGUGGAAUGCGAAGGAAAUGGACCCGAAAAGCGCAAAGGCAUGGGGCUGCAUGGGAGCUGCGCGACUUUUGUUGAAUCAACUGGAUCAGGCACUUGAGGCCUACACGACAGCUGCACAGCUUGCCGAUCAAGAAUAUAAGGCUGUGAUGGAAUCGAACCUGGAAUAUGUGAAGUUAAGAAUACAGGACUGGAAUGCUGAUUUCGACAACACCAGGGAACAGAAGCUCAAGCACGAGAUGGCCGUCAAGAUGAGAGAUCACAAAUGGAACGUAAUGGGACACACUAUACAAUUCUAUUCGCAAGUCCAUGAGAGCCAAGUGGAUGGUCUUCUUCGCUUUGCCGAGAGGAUGCGCUGGCCAUAUACUAACGAAGCACGUGUGAAUGCGGAAGAAGCUUACACCAAGAUGCACAAUGGCGGCCAAGUGAACGGAUACGUUGCGGACUGGCUAUACGGGCUUACGCUACCCGGGAAGCACUUUGCAUUCAAAAUUAUGGCUACAUUGAUUCAGUGUUCGCCCUCGGUGGCAAAAACGCUGGGUGUCGCCAAGUAUCUCGACAGCAACGUUAUUCUGGAGAAGCAGAGCUACUGGCGAGCACGAAGUGCUGUCGGUCGAGUCCUCGGCGCAAUGCCUGGCGUCAAAUCACUAGGUGGCUGGGUGGGUCCUCUGCCUGCGGUGGAAAUCAGUCCACCUACACCCGGGCCAUUCAAUCCACUGCUCGUGAGACUCACGGCACGGCCAAUACCUCCCCAGAGACCUGUGCAAGCCGGCGAUAACACCAUUUACAUCGGCGGCCGUCAUGAACGCUACAAGUAUACCAAACCAGACGUGAAAGAAGACACCGAUGCGUAUAUUGCAGACAUGACUUCAAAUGAGGCUUAUACUGCUCCGCAGCCACCACCCAAAUCACAGAGCAAUGUCGAAGUAACCAGUAUUGCGCUGAAGCGUUUAACAGCAGAGCCUGGAGAAAGCACAACCACAGAAGAAACCGACGUCGAAGCAGAAUACCGAGCAAGUAUCACAUUCUCAAUUGGUCAACAACAAGAUCCGGUCACUUACACGCUUUACACCAACCCAAUAUUCAUCACUUUGCCAGUAUGCUAUAAUGGCCCCCACAAGGUCCACCGUCGCGAGCUGAAGCAGUUCCAGCUCACGGCAUGGGAGGCUGAGAAGUUGAAUGAUCACAUUCCAGAGGAUGACGAUGAUGAAGGGGAAGGUGGAAAGUGCAUGAUGAUUAAUGCGACUGGCAAAGGCGCAGAAGUGCUUGCUCGGGCUUGGUGCAGUGAGCGAAGCAAGCAUGCUAUUGUGGUGCGCGAGGGUGGACCGUGUCUCGUCUGUGCGAUUAGGACUGCGCAAUCGCUGGAGAUCAAGGUCAUAAUCUGGGUAGGUUGA
Molecule: messenger RNA, 3333 nt
Organism: Cercospora beticola
Lineage: Eukaryota; Fungi; Ascomycota; Dothideomycetes; Mycosphaerellales; Mycosphaerellaceae
Molecular function (GO): protein binding
Source: RefSeq, a predicted model, not a curated record